AGCGGCAGCGGCGGCAGGAGGGCCCCCUGGCGACUUGGUGGGGCUGCUUGCGCAUGCGGUGGCACAGCAGGCCCACAGUGCCAAGUCUCAGGACCUGGUCAACACGCUGUGGGCGCUCGCCAUCAUGGAGGGGGCCCUGCAGCGGUACAGGCCGCAGGUGACUCAGCUGGUGGAGGAGGUGAACCGCCGCGGCCCCGGCGGCUGCAAUGUGGACGAGCACCGGCAGCUGUGGCAGGUGGCGGGGGAGCUGGCGGCGCUGCCGCAGCCGUACACCGCCGUACACCCCGACCUGGUGCGCAUGGCUCGGCUGGGCAUGUCGGAGGCGGACCACACCUACUCGCGAGUGCAGGCCAGCUUCCAGUCGCUGCUGGAGGCGAUGCGGGGCUGCGGCCGCUUCCCCGAGCUUCGGGAGCUGCUUUACGAGCAGGAGCUGGUGCCGGGGGGCGAGCAGAUGAGGAAGAUUGACGUACAGGCCAUGAUCGAGCGCCGCACCCCCGACGGCAGCACCGCACUGCACCGAGUGGCAGUGGAGUUCGACGGCCUGUUCCACUUCAUGGUCAACGAGCCGUACACCUCCAAGAUAGACGGCCGUACGGCGCUCCGAAACCGCAUCCUGGCUCGCCACCUGGGUCCCGAGAACGUGGUGUGUGUGAGCAUGGCGGAGUGGGUGGCGGCGUCUCGGGAGCCGGUGGAGAAGGGGAUGCCGGGGCGGUGGCGGUUGAUGGCUCGUAAGUUGGGCUUGCAGUUGUGAGGGUGGUGGCAUGUUGGAUGGGUUGGGUGGGUUGCAUGGGUUGUCUUGGGACGGCU
This is a messenger RNA of Astrephomene gubernaculifera, 807 nucleotides long. Lineage: Eukaryota; Viridiplantae; Chlorophyta; Chlorophyceae; Chlamydomonadales; Astrephomenaceae. The record is from the annotation of a GenBank genome assembly.